GUGAAUAUUGUGACCUCUAUUUCCACCACACAGGAGCUGAGCAAGACGUGUCCCCUCAUGAAUGGCAGAGGUGCAGGAAGUCAGGACAGCACGUGGAUCCUUCCCAACCUGCCCAGUAAGUGCACGUGGACAGCCACAACGCCUGCCAGCAAAUCUCCACACUCCUGUGUUCCCUUGACAGAAGAAAAGAAGAUCUUGCCCAAUAUCCUCAAGAAAAUUGGCUUCACCCCAAUGGUCCGAAUCAACAAGAUUGGGAAAUCCUUUGGGCUCAAGUGUGAGCUGUUGGCAAAAUGUGAGUACUUCAAYGCCGGGGGCAGCAUCAAAGAUCGCAUCAGCCUCAGGAUGGUGGAGGAUGCGGAGAGAGCCGGGAUUAUCAAACCAGGAGACACCCUGAUUGAACCCACUUCAGGGAACACAGGGAUCGGGCUGGCUCUGGUGGCUGCACUGAAGGGUUAUCGCUGCAUCAUCGUCCUGCCAGAGAAAAUGAGCAUGGAGAAGGUCGAUAUUCUGAAAGCACUGGGUGUUGAAAUUGUGAGGACCCCAUGCACCCGCUUUGAUGCCCCCGAGUCCAACAUUCGUGUUGCCUGGAAGCUGAAAAGUGAAAUCCCAAACUCUCACAUCCUGGACCAGUACCGAAAUCCGAGCAACCCCCUGGCUCAUUACGACACCACGGCUGAGGAGAUCCUGGAGCAGUGUGAAGGGAAGGUGCACAUGGUGGUGAUUGGGUCUGGCACAGGAGGCACCAUCACUGGUGUGGCCAGGAAGCUGAAGGAGAAGUGCCCGGAGUGCAAGAUCAUUGGCGUGGACCCUGAUGGCUCCAUUGUUGCUCUGCCCAGCGAGAUGAACAAGACUAACACCACAACCAUYGAGGUGGAGGGAAUUGGGCACGACUUCAUCCCUACUGUCCUUGACAGAUCAGUGGUCGAUCAGUGGUACAAAAGCAACGACAGAGACUCAUUCCUCAUGUCCCGCAGGCUGAUCAGGGAGGAGGGGUUGUUGUGUGGUGGCAGCUCAGGCAGUGCCAUGUCCGUGGCCGUGAGAGCUGCCAAGGAUUUGAAGGAAGGUCAGCGCUGCGUCGUCAUCCUGCCCGACUCCGUCAGGAACUACAUGUCCAAGUUUGUGAAUGAUAAGUGGAUGAUAAAAAAUGGGUUCCUAAAUGACGUCCAGGAGCACAAGCCUUGGUGGUGGAACAUCAAGGUGCAGAAACUGAAUCUCUCGGCCCCUCUCAUUCUCCUCCCUGAAGUCAGCUGUCAAAAGGCAGUUGAGAUCCUCCAGGAGAAGGGAUAUGACCAAGCUCCUGUUGUUGCUGAGUCAGGGCUUAUUUUGGGAAUGGUGACCCUCAGCAACACGCUGACUUCCGUGCUGGCCGGAAACGCAGAGUUCUCAGACCCUGUCACAAAGGUCACCUACGACCAGUUCUCAAAGAUCGGCCUGGAGGACAGCCUGGGGAAGCUUUCCUGCAUCCUGGAGAACGACCACUUCGCUAUCGUAGUACACGAGCAAAUGCAGUUCAAUGGAAAUGGCAGCUCCUUCAUGAAGGAGAUGGUGUUUGGUGUGGUCACAGCCAUGGACCUCCUCACCUUUGUCAGCAGGAAUGACAAGAAGUAGCAGAGCAGCUCAGCUGCCCACACCUCCUCCAGCAGGUCCAGGUGUGCCCCUGAGCCCAAACCAGGAGCCUCUGGCCCCACCCAGCCAACAGUUCCUCAAAAUGCCUCGGUGAAAAUAGUAAUGUAUUGUAUUUGUCUGCCAAAUGCCACCCACUGAAAUGUCACUAAA
This is a messenger RNA of Malurus melanocephalus (red-backed fairy wren), 1776 nucleotides long. RefSeq names its product cystathionine beta-synthase-like. The transcript is spliced from 15 exons. NCBI's taxonomy places the organism in Eukaryota, Metazoa, Chordata, Aves, Passeriformes, Maluridae. The annotation marks the transcript as partial. The record is from RefSeq and is a predicted model, not a curated record. Gene Ontology annotation, molecular function: cystathionine beta-synthase activity; cysteine synthase activity. Gene Ontology annotation, cellular component: cytoplasm.